Messenger RNA from Paramecium octaurelia, 411 nucleotides. The record is from the annotation of a GenBank genome assembly. Lineage: Eukaryota; Ciliophora; Oligohymenophorea; Peniculida; Parameciidae.
AUGGAUAACAUAAACCCUCAUUAAAAUCUAUAAUUAAAUAGGAAAAAUCAUCUCAACUUUGCAAACAAGUAAUGGCAUAUAUUUCAGACUGGCAUUGAAGAGAAUCAACCCUGUUAAUAGCUUUCUUUAAUAACUAAACCAAAAAUGGUUGAUUCAUGCUAAUAAUUGUAGAGUGAAAGUUAUCCAAGAAAAACUAGAAAAUAAAUAAACUAAUGUCAAUAUUGCCUAUAAAAAUUUAAGAAUUAUAAAGCCCUUGGGGGACAUAUAUCUAAAAAACAUAAAGGAAGUUCAAAAAAAUAUAAUGAGAAAAUGAGAUCACACAAACGCAAUACUCAGACAAGAUUCAACAGAAGAAUUCUUACUUAACAUAUUAGAAGUUUGUUUAGAUUUGAAGAUUAAGUAGACUCUUGA